This is a messenger RNA of Anopheles cruzii, 6642 nucleotides long. RefSeq names its product homeotic protein female sterile-like. Lineage: Eukaryota; Metazoa; Arthropoda; Insecta; Diptera; Culicidae. Gene Ontology annotation, biological process: actin cytoskeleton organization. Gene Ontology annotation, molecular function: actin binding. The transcript is spliced from 12 exons. The record is from RefSeq and is a predicted model, not a curated record. The coding region runs from base 1 to 3159 and encodes 1052 amino acids.
AUGUCCAUCAAUGGGCGCGAACUGAUCAAGCAACCGCCGGCGGAUUACAACCAGAGCGUACUGACGAUGCAGAAGUCGGUCACCAUCACGGUGACGCCACAGCGCAGCAGCUCGAUGGAUCUGCUAAACUUCGAGGAAAAGCGCCAGCUGAUCGCCUCCUCGCUGUCGCUGUCCGACAUCCUGCACGUCAGCCCGGCCGCGGCCCAGGUAGCCAAGGAAGUGGCCGCCAGCACGGUGAUUGCGACGAAAAAACAGAACGGUGCCACGAUACGUUCCAACAGCCUCAACUCCGGCUCCAGGACGCCACCGCUGGAGCGGAAAAGCAGCAAAUUUAGCGCCUUCGGACGUCUCUUCAAACCGUGGAAGUGGCGGAGAAAAAAGAAAAGCGAAAAGUUCGAGUCCACUUCCAAGUCGCUCGAGCGGAAAAUAUCAGUACGUGCCAACAGGGAAGAACUUGUACAAAAGGGUAUUCUGCUGCCGGAGAGCCCUACAUCUGCACUGUCGAUAGCUGCCAUUUGCAUCAGUCCCACGGACUCGGUUACGUGGUCCACCGCAUCUCAUAGGCAAUUGCAAACGUUCCACCAUCAUCCGCCACCGCCGCCGCCACCGUCUUCACUACACUAUCGCGGCCCAAACGAAGAGCAGUACACGAUCUACAACUCAGUGAACGGAACGAGCGGCGCCGUCCUGCCAAAUCUCGCAUCCUCCGCCACCGCACCAAAUAGUAGUAGCAUAACGAACAACAAUGUGCCUUUAUCCCAAUCGGCCCAGCAGAUCAGCAGCCUCGCCGGCGGUGGUGGCCACGGGGGCGGUGGCCUCAGUGUCGGCGGCACACCGGUCGGCGCGCUCAACCUGUCGGCCAUCCUUAGCGGUAGCGGGGGUCCCGGAUCGAUCGCCGGCCAGCUGGUGAGCGCAAAUGCGGCCGCCAUGGGUGGCGGACCCGGCGGUGGUGCGGGCGUUAUCGGUGCGAACAUGAUCGGUGGCAGUACGGCGGGCAGUGCGCUGGCCAGCAUACUGACGGGGGGCGGCGUUAGCAUAGGGCCGGGUCCCGGUGGCAGUGGUUCCGGGCCGCAGACCCAGCAGGGAAUGGUGCUCAUGUCGUCCGCGUUGGCGCACUCACAAUCCGCCCACCAGAUCGGCCAACCGCCACAACCGGUGGCCCUGAUGCACGGUCAGCAUCAGGCCCUCCAGCAGCAGCUGCAGCAACACUUUGCCAACGUUGCCGCCAAUUCCAGUGCCAACAUGAAUCAAGAAACACGCAAGGAUAAGUACGACAGCCGGCAUCACGAGGCGAGUGUCAGCAUCACUCCGGGAGCCGGUGGCCCAUCGGCGUCGUCGUCGGUGGCGGCCACCGGUCAGCACUCGGUCGGCCCUUCGGUAACGGCGGUGGCCGCACAUUCCGUAACGACCGACAGUGUCAGUGCCGGCGGUGGUGGUUGUAGUGGUGGUGGUGGCAGCAGUAGCUUCACGAUGGUGUCACAUCCGCCCCAAGCUAAACCGGAGCGGCCGAACAGUUUGGGCCCAUCGAAGCAAUCGCGGCGGAUUGUCUGCUAUCAUGGUGACGGUUUUCAAGAUAAUCAAAGGAAAACUCCACCGCCCGCCAAUGAUGGACAGCAGCAACAGCAACAGCAGCUGCAGCAUCAGCAGCAGCAGCUGCAACAACACCAGCACCACCAGCCAACGCAAUCUCUACAGGCCCAGCACCACCACCAGCAGCUCCAGCAGCAGCUGCAGCAGCACCACCAACAGCAGCAGCAACAGGCGCAGCAACAGCUGCAGGCGGCGGCGGCGGCCGCUGCGGCUCAGUACCAGCACCAGCAUCAGCACCAGCACGGCGGCGGCGGCGGUCACCAUCUGCCGAACCACAUAGUGCUGUCGGAGCUGCCGGAACCGCCGAUACCGGUGUCGGAGAUUGGCCCGAUCCCCCCGCCACCGAUGUUCUCCACGCCCAGCCCCACCCUCGUCGGGGGGCGGCCACACGGUGGCGGCGGUGGCGGUGGCGGCAGCAGCGGCGGUAGUAGUGCAGGCGGCUCUAUUGGUGGCGCUGCCAGUGUUGGCGGCGGCAGCGGUGGUGGUGGUGCUGGCGGGAUCGGCGGCGGCGGUGGUGGUGGUGGCGGCAUUAGCGGACCCGGAAGCGGGAGCGCCGGCGGCGGCGGCGGCCAACCACCGAAUGUGCAUUCCACUGGUAGCAAUAGUAGUAUUAUGAGUAACAUUAUACCGUUAGAUAUGAACGAUUACGACUACGAUGAUCAUGAAAACAAUGAUCACGAGGAGGUUGAUUCGGACGAGGACUACAUGUACCCGAUGUCGCAACCGAACCCGAACAUCGACACCAACCGUAUCGACGAGAUACCGGCGAAGGAGCCAAACAUUAACGCGGUGCCAUUGAAGUCUGCACUGAAGAAGAAGGGCUCGAACCCGGGCACCCCGACCCAGGACAACCGGGCCCUAGCGGUACGGUACGACACGAACCCGCCGGCCACCAUCAAGCCAGUUUUACGACCACGGAUUAGAAUAUGUUCCCGACCGAUGCGUUUCCAAAUUGGCCUACCCAGCACGAUGGAGAACAAGGAAAACGCGCGCCCAUUUGUGAUCCGCGAGGGCGACGACAGUGACCAGUCGGAUGGGCCGAUCUGCUACCGGGAGGACGAUGCCGACCGGGCGGCUAAAAUUGCGCGCAAGGAGAGCCUCUCGAUAAAGCUGGCGCUCCGCCCGGACCGACAGGAGCUCAUCAACCGCAACAUACUGCAGCUGCAGUCCGACAACGAAAAGCAGGAAUCGAAGGAAGCGAUCGGGGCGCGGCUGAUACGCCGCCUGUCGAUGCGCCCGACGGCCGAGGAACUGGUCGAGCGGAACAUUCUCAAAACCCAAUCACCGGCGGAGGAGAAGAAGCAGAAGGAGGAAAAGAAGCGCUACCUGUUGCGGAAACUGAGCUUCCGGCCGACGGUCGACGAGCUGAAGGAGAAGAAAAUCAUCCGCUUCAACGACUACAUCGAGGUGACGCAGGCUCACGACUACGACCGACGGGCGGACAAACCCUGGACGCGGCUAACACCCAAGGAUAAGGCCGCCAUCCGCAAGGAAUUGAACGAAUUCAAAAGCUCCGAAAUGGCCGUGCACGAAGGCAGUCGACAUCUUACCAGGUUUCAUAGGCCAUGACAACUGCAAUGGAGGGCCAAACAGAGGCAGUGCGCCGUUCUUUAUUUUACAGUUCUCAUUAGAAAUUACAAUCACCUGGCCGUGUACAUAUGAGCGCCCGUGACCGGGACUGCGGGCACCACUUUUGGACAGCACUGACGCUGAGGCAUCCAGCAAUCGUCAACUAUCAACCUACCCACUUCCCACCCUUGCGAGAUCCGCUCAGGAAGAACCCGCGGAGACCGACCAUUGGAAACAGCCGGCUCGACGAUCGGAACAGUGCCGGAUGAGGGCCGGAAGAAAAGCGUAUUGCACAAACCUUCAAAAUUGAGGGUUUUAUUUGGUUGAUUUUUGAAUAGACCCCCGGGUGCGGCAGGACGACGGGUCCGACUCUCCGAUUCCGAAGGGGUAGAACGUAUAAAAAAACUACAACAAAAAAUGAUUCCAACAUUCAAACAUUUCCACGCCUCACCGAGAUCGAUGUCAAACAUCAACGACGAUCGCCACAUUUUUGGAUAGUUUUAAUUUGCUUUUCCUUUCGUUAUGCCUUACAUCUGAUGACAAACCUGGAAGCUUCCCCGAAAAUUGGAUAACCAUUGGCUAACGUGUUCUGAUUGUUUGGUUUACGCUGCAUGCUUCCGCUUGACAUUGGGAUGUUGCAAACCGAUUUACGCGAUUUACUUUCCGAGCUGCACCCGCAUCCUCCUUCACACCAAAGGAUCCACAAGGCAAAUGUUUGAAUGAAUGUUUCGACAAAAAAACGCAUAAACAUGCUCACAUUCUCUGACGUCUCUGAAGUUGAUCUUGCAAAGCGCAAUGGCGUUGGAAACAGCGCAAAAAUCCUAAUAGCUAUGCAACCAGUCGCGAUAGAAGAAUGGAAAGUGAAGUGGAAUUAACAAAAAAAACGUAAAACGCAAACGUUCUGGUGAAGGGAAACGAAAACCUAAAUGAGAAUAAUUAUACUGUGAUAAUGUUGAUGACGUGUUUAGAAUGUUACCGACAAAAGAAAGCGGGAAAAAUGGUUCGCGUAAACAUGGCUAACAUUGGAGGUGCAGGCAUUCACAAUUGGGAAUGGAGACUGGAAAUCAACACCUGCUGAAGAUGGUAUGCGCUCAGACGUGAAGCACAAUAUCAAUGUGAAAAAGUGACACAGAAAAGAGGGAAAUAGAUGGAGCAACAUUCUGAUACUCCAGGCAAAAGGGAACACAUUACUGUCGAAGGAUCAUCUGGAAGGCGCAACGUAUGAGCCAGAAACUAAUCACAAUCACAAAGGAAAUGACAUUAUAAUGAAUUUGAAGAAACGCGAGGACGACCGUCAACCAGACAGUGCACGGACGCAACAGGCUUUGCGAACUACGCGAAGGUCCCUGGAAAUCAUUGGUCAAAACCAUAGGUCCUACUUUCCUUUCUGUUUCACACACAUUUACUGGACCGCCAUUAGUCUCUCCCCGUGCAUCCCUGAACGUGUUGAGUUGACCACUGUAGCUUCUUACUUAAUGACCCCGAAACUCCCGUACUUCAUACAGUGACCCAUUUCCUUACGAAGCAGUAAUGCGCAAGCAAAGACAAGCAAUUUGUCCAAUGCACAGGACAUUGGCCGAAGCAGAAACUGCGCUCCCAAAUAUUACAUCCAUACUAGUGUCGCAACAACACUACUAGCACUACUACCACUACUACUAGUACCGUAACGCGUGCAGGACUUACUCAUUGCAUUGUACAUAUCUUGUGAACACCGACGAGGAUUCCGCGUUCCAUCGAGGUUCGAACGGCGAGACAUUAUAGAAUACGAAAGGAGCAAGGCCGAGCGGACGAGACGUGGCGUGUGUUAGUUUUAAGAAUCCCUACAAAUAAAUGCAUUACAUUGGCAACGGCAAGCAAAAUGAGUGUCGUCUGCUGUCAGCGCAUGCAGAUUAAAAGAAAAGGAAACAUAAUAAUGGACGUGUGGAACUCCUUUAACAAUAGCUGACAAACGAAGCGACGGAGGGAGCAAAGCAGAAAACGAUCCGUAAACUUUGGAAAGCAACCGUCAAAAGUAGAGUUGAUGUGUAAAAGGUAUGCGAAUAUCUAGAUACUAAACAUUUGUCAGAAAAGUGCUCCCUCUAGUUGUGAGCGGCGGGAGGAUUACUAAACCAUUUUUUAAUGUGGAAGGUUUAGUAGAACGGUAGUAGUGUGGUAAAACAUAUUACAAAGCGAAACACGCUUAGCUGAUUGCGUGAAACUGCCAAGGGGAGCGUCGACAACAACCAGAGUGAGAAACCGAUGGCAUGAUCCGUCUGUACAACCGUAGAAGCACCCUGCGCAGACAAGUGAACACCUGUGAACGAGCGACCAGAGAGGAAAGUGGGCAAAUAUUACACGCAAUCAAUCAAUUAUUAAUACACAGAGAAUAACAUCAGUUAAUGAAAACUUAGCAUGUGACGUACGGUAGGGUUCUCCGAAAUCAAUAUGAGUACUUGAAUGUUUUUGUGAAAUUUGCUACUAAGCCGACCAGCACCGUGAGCGCGCGGGCUAAGGUGGCAAUCUGUGAAAAAGCCAUCAAAACAAAAUUGCUCUACGACACCGUCGCCUGCUUGUGGUAGGCGAUGGUAUCACAGAGAUUUGUGGUCAAAUGCGCCAACGAAUUGGCCUGAAUGGGUGAAGAGAAAGGGUGUCGUCCUUAGUUAGUUUCCAAUUUUCCGCUAACCAGCUGUCAGCACCUAGUUUCUACGCUUGUCAGUUUGUGUCUAAUCCAUCGGCAAACACAAACAGGGUGUUAAAACCAAGGUACGCAAACGUACGGCAAAUGGUUUCUCGCAAAACCGCGCUGUGCUUGUCGGUUUUUGUUGGUGCGUAACUUGUGUACUCAAACCGCAGUGUGCUACAUUGACGAGAAUCAUGUGUUGCUGCGCGCCACUACAAAAGGAUAUUGAUUAGAAGAUAUUCAGCUGUCAUUUGCCGUGCAAAAACAAAGUGUCGCACAGGUACGUCUGCCUCGAAACAAUGGGGCCGCUUUUCCGGAGCGUAAAUAAAUCAACAUGCGUAAAAGAAAAAUGCUAUUUUCUGUAACUUGUAAAUGGAACCGGACCGGAUCUAUAGAAAAACUUGACUUUUUUUAAACCAAUGUAUCAUCGCCAGUGGCGGCGUGAAUAAACGAAUGGCGGAAUAUGCGUUCCGCAGUCUAACGGCCAUCUUGUAACCCUCCUCGACUACAAACGUGAUUCCGAACAGAAUGACAUAUAAAAACUCAUCUUACGUGCGCAAAGAGAGUGAACAACGGUACAUCCAAUACAUCCGAUUGACUUCGAAAGCAUAAUUUAAAAAAAUUAAAAAGAAACACAAGUUUACUUUUAAGGCGUAAUGCAUAUAAAUAUAUAUAAAUAUAAUAAUACUGGUUGAAACAAACGAAUGAAUCGCUAGGAGGUGCAGCUGUGGACGCAAGAGUAAAAGAAUCCUUGACAGGGCCCCGACAAGCGAGCGUGUGAGAGGAGCGAAGCAAAUCAAUAAUUUGUUAAGACAAGCAAACAA